CCAAGAUGUUAAUAGCUCGCUUCAGCUGAACCGUCGAGUAUAUACAAAAGCACGCGGUCAAUAAUUGAGAUUUUCAAGAUUCUGCAAAAAAAUAUGAAAGAAAUAUGAACGUGUCAUAAAAAAUAUUAAUACAAUAUAAUUAUUCAAGUAAAUUUUUACGGAAUAUUGAUUAACAUCUUAAAGUAAGCUUUCAAAACAAGAAUGUUACUCAGCACAGUGCAAUUAUCAAUUAGAUCGAUUUGCGGUAUAAACAUUUUGAGAUUAGUCAAUCAAAGACCAAAAAUAAAAUGCAGAUAUACUAAGUGGGCUAGUCGGACUCCUAUUUCAAUUGUCAAUGAACAUGAGCUUUUCGAUGACACUACUAAUGAUGCAGAAACAACAGAAACAAAAGUUCAUGAAAAAGUUUUUAAAACACGUAAGGAAAGGUCCAAACCACAGAUAGGAAAAGAGCAGAAAAAACCACAGAGAGGAAAAGAGCAGAAAAAAAAAGAGAAUAUAAAUAAAGCGGAAGAAACUAUUAUCACUGAACAAGGAUAUAGGUGCUUCAUAGCAGAUGAUAGGCUUAUAAACUCUUUAAUGGUAAAUGUCAAAACAAGAACCAAAAGAGAAAAGAAUAAUAAUAUGUUAUUAGAAGGCUUUCGAUUGAUUAAAGAUGGAAUUCAAGCAGGAAUAAAACCAAAAGCUAUAUUCUUCAGUAGAUUAUCUGAUAUAUUACCAUUGUCAUUAUCCAAGGAAAUAAAAUUGUAUAAAGUUCCAUAUCGUACAAUUCAGUUGUGGUCUAAUUUAACAACUUCUCCUGGAAUAUUUGGGAUCUUUGAAAUCCCAGAUGUGACUGCUAAGCAACCUGUCGAUGAUGCUAUACCUUUGACUAUUAUUUGUGAUAAUAUUAGAGAACCUGGAAAUUUAGGAACUAUUCUAAGAGCUGCUGCGGCAGUUGGUUGUGAAAAAUUGCUGUUAAUGAAAGGAUGUACAGAUUUGUGGGAUUCCAAAGUUUUGCGCACCGCUGUUGGUGCUCAUUUUCGUGUACCAAUACAUACAUCUGUUUUGUGGAAUGAUAUUCCAACAUUAAUAAGUAAUGAAUCGACGAUAUUCUUAGCAGACAACAAUAUAGCAUAUGAAAAUGAGUUAAAAGAUAAUAUGAUGAAUCUAGAAUUAAAUGGAAGUAUUUCUAUUGAAACUGAUAAUAAUAAUAUGAAACAGAAUAAUUAUGGUGCCAACAGUGAUCAAAUUCUUGAAAACGAUAAUUCAAUAGAAGAUACAAUAGACAAAUUGGUAGAUCAAACUAAAUCGCAUAAAUCAACUGCAAAAACUAGAUCAUUGGUGAAAAAGUUAAUAUCUCAACUUCCAAUUGAGCCUUAUUACACGUUAGAUUUUACAAAAAAAGAAAUAGUACUUGUUAUCGGUGGGGAAACUGAAGGUGUAAGCCUCGAAUCGUGCAAAUUACUUCACGCGAGAAAUUGCGUUCGUGUAAAUAUACCGCUAACUAACGGUGUUGAGAGUUUAAAUGUUGGUGUAGCUGCUGGUAUUGUUACAUUUGAAAUGAAAAGACAGUUUGUGACUAAGAAUAUCGAGAAUAAAUAAAAAAUUUCUUUAUAUAUCUUAUAUAUA
This is a messenger RNA of Camponotus floridanus (Florida carpenter ant), 1608 nucleotides long. Its product is annotated as rRNA methyltransferase 3, mitochondrial. Gene Ontology annotation, biological process: RNA processing. Lineage: Eukaryota; Metazoa; Arthropoda; Insecta; Hymenoptera; Formicidae. The transcript is spliced from 4 exons. Bases 202 to 1581 code for a protein of 459 amino acids. Gene Ontology annotation, molecular function: RNA methyltransferase activity; RNA binding. The record is from RefSeq and is a predicted model, not a curated record.